This is a messenger RNA of Octodon degus (degu), 1873 nucleotides long. It is a transcript of the gene Tmed10, whose product is annotated as transmembrane p24 trafficking protein 10. Bases 61 to 720 code for a protein of 219 amino acids. The transcript has 5 exons. The record is from RefSeq and is a predicted model, not a curated record. NCBI's taxonomy places the organism in Eukaryota, Metazoa, Chordata, Mammalia, Rodentia, Octodontidae. Gene Ontology annotation, biological process: endoplasmic reticulum to Golgi vesicle-mediated transport; intracellular protein transport; Golgi organization. Gene Ontology annotation, cellular component: COPI-coated vesicle; Golgi apparatus; endoplasmic reticulum-Golgi intermediate compartment.
GUCACGUGACGCCCCCGGUUCCGGCGCGGCGGAGGCCCGGAGCGGUGAGUCUCCGGCACCAUGACUGCUUCUUCUGGCCGACACGCGCGGCCUGGCCCUGGCCCGCUGGCGCUGCUCGUUCUGUUGCUGCUCGGUCCCAGCUGGGUCCUCGGCAUCUCCUUCCACCUGCCCAUUAAUUCUCGCAAAUGUCUCCGCGAGGAGAUCCACAAGGACCUGCUCGUGACGGGCGCGUACGAGAUCACCGACCAGUCUGGGGGCGCUGGCGGCCUGCGGACCCACCUCAAGAUCACAGAUUCUGCCGGCCACAUUCUAUACUCUAAGGAGGAUGCAUCCAAGGGGAAGUUUGCCUUUACCACUGAAGAUUACGACAUGUUUGAAGUAUGUUUUGAGAGCAAAGGCACAGGGCGGAUACCUGACCAGCUCGUGAUCCUAGACAUGAAACAUGGAGUAGAGGCAAAAAAUUAUGAAGAGAUUGCAAAAGUGGAGAAGCUCAAACCACUAGAGGUAGAGCUGCGACGCCUAGAAGACCUUUCCGAAUCCAUUGUCAAUGAUUUUGCUUACAUGAAGAAGCGAGAGGAAGAGAUGCGGGACACCAAUGAGUCGACCAAUACCCGGGUUCUGUACUUCAGCAUCUUCUCCAUGCUCUGUCUCGUUGGACUGGCCACAUGGCAGGUCUUCUACCUGCGGCGCUUCUUCAAGGCCAAGAAGUUGAUUGAGUAACGAGUCCCUCAGCAGAACAGCCGCUGGGUCGUGCCUGGCCCUGGUCUCCUGCCUGCAGCUCUAUCGAUGCACAUUGGCACUUCUUGCCAGAACUGACCUGGUGUGGAAAGCCGGGGGCACCACCUGCGCCCAGAAGUCGAUAAGAGGCUUCCUUUAACUUGGUGGGGUUUGAAUUGGUUUUGUAACAAUAGGACUAUUAAUAGAGUCACCUGUGACAAAAAAGAGAAGUUCCCUAGGUAAUGCCACAGCCAGCACUCGUCCUGGGUCUCCUCCUGUGAUCAGUUUGAACUGUUUGCUUUCCUCCUCCCACUUGCUCACGGUUGGGGCUUUCAUCCUAGCUCUUUUACCAAGAUUUGUAUGGCAUGGAACUUGUUUCUUACCAAUUGUCAUCUUUGGGUUUUCUUAUGAAAACAUCCUGAACUUGUCUUUACCUUUAGCUGAAAUGUUUACAUAGCUUGUGGUGAUAUUUAUCAUAACUUUAUGUCUCUUAAAAGGGUCGUGGAUGUAAAAGACAGGCUUGAACUACAGAUAAAUUGUUCAAGAAGAUCUCAUUUUAGAUUUCAGAUAUUUGUGCUGAACUGCUCGAGCUUUUUCCACGUUCCUCUGUCUAGUUCUACACAGUUUCAUCCUGUGUAGAUUCAUGUGACCAUCACAAGAGACGUACAGUUACUGUUCUGUCACAUCCAUCUCUCCUGCUGCCUCCUUAUGCCACAGCCAUCGUCCCCCUUUCCCAACCCUCUGGCAACUAUGACUGUUUACUGGCUUUAUAAUUUUGUCAUUUUAAAAAUGUUACAUAAAUAGAAUCAUACAGAAUUUGACCUUUUGAGAUUGACAUUUUUCAUUCAAUAUAAUUUUCAUGAAAUUCACCCAAGUUGUGGCACAUAUUGAUACUUUGUUCCUUUUAUUGCUGAGUAAUUUCCAUCCUUGCAGGUGUACUGCAGUUUCACCAUUCACCUGCUAAAGGACAUGUGAUUUGUUUUCAGUCUGGGGCCCUUCCUGAUAAAGUUUUGUGAACAUGUGUGUAUAGGUUCUAUAUAAACAUUUUCAUUUCUCUGGGAUAAAGACCCAAAGGGGCAGUUGCUAGGUUUCAUGGUAAGCAUGUUUAUUUUUGUUCAAAACUUCCCUAUUCUUUUUCUAAAAUUGUACCAUUUUA